Messenger RNA from Cercospora beticola, 1191 nucleotides. RefSeq names its product SANT/Myb-like DNA-binding domain-containing protein. The record is from RefSeq and is a predicted model, not a curated record. Lineage: Eukaryota; Fungi; Ascomycota; Dothideomycetes; Mycosphaerellales; Mycosphaerellaceae. Gene Ontology annotation, biological process: mitotic cell cycle; positive regulation of transcription by RNA polymerase II.
AUGGCUGGUCUGCUGUGCAGACUCGUCUUUCGCCCGCGGGUCAUCACGACAUGGAUCGAGCCAUUGCCUUUGCGAGGCCAUGGCCUGCUGCCGAUCAUCGCACGAUCCGAUUGCAUCUCUGCAUGCCGACGACAUUAUCACGCCAGCUCGAUCUGCUCACAGAACCGCGUUAAUGCGUCGGUCGAUGGAGCAUCAAGCAGUCCUGAGUUAACGGCGGAAGAUCGACGGCGCAUCGACGAGCUUUGGGAAUCAUAUGAGACUGUCGGAACUAUUGCUAAGACUCUGAACAGAAGACUUUUCGCGGUCUGGAGAUACCUUCCACCUGGCAGCUCAUUCGGGCAACGGCGUAUACUAGGGUGGACUGACGAUGACCACAACAAGGUUCGCGAACUCCGAGACCAAGGACUUACGUGGCAGAAAAUCGCUGAGAAACUUGGUCGGUCUCAUGGCGGCUUAGAGAGUUAUCUCAUGCGGGCUCGCUGCAUAUCUGCUGGUGGUCGAUCGAACGUGUAUAGCUUGGAGGAAAGAGAUCAGGCAGUCAACCUCCAGAAGCAGGGCCUGAGACCUACAUCAAUUGCACAUCGAUUGGGACGCCCAGUGGCCACUGUCAAUCAUAUGCUGCGAAGCCGAAUGUCCAGAUACAGCUGGACGUUGGAGGACAUAGAAAAGGUUCUCACUCUCAGGGAAGCAGGUAUGUCUUGGCACGAAAUUACUGCCCUGCUGCCUGGCUCCAGGCGGACUGCUCUCGAGGCUCUGUACUCACGCGCCACCCGUGAUCGAAAGCUCAAAGGACCGGCGAAGAAAAUAUUGAAGGUUCCAUGGUCACAGGAGGAAGACGCAAAACUUCUACAACUUAGGAAUGUACGGAGGCUCAGUCUUGAUCAAAUUUCGAAGCUAAUGUCUGACCGAAGUCGGAAGGCGAUUUGGCAUCGAUACAUGGACAUCGACGCCUCUCUGAAGCGAGAUUCGGGGUACAGCUUAGAGGAGUUGGAGAAGAUAGCUCGUCUGCGUGCUGCUGGAAUGAAGUUCAAGGACGUGGCUGCGCGAAUCCCGGGACGCACUUACAGAGCAGUCUCUCGUAUUUUCGGCAAAUUCUGCAAAGGGAAGUUUUCAGUUGACGAACGAGGGAAUGUCAAUUGGCACGAGAGACCUCCGUACAUGAGGGAGCUUGGACGUGAUGGCGAAGCGUAG